This is a messenger RNA of Aspergillus calidoustus, 1611 nucleotides long. NCBI's taxonomy places the organism in Eukaryota, Fungi, Ascomycota, Eurotiomycetes, Eurotiales, Aspergillaceae. The record is from the annotation of a GenBank genome assembly.
AUGGUUCUUAUCGACAAGCAGAAAUACACCUCCCGCGAGGAACAGCGGCUCCAAGAGGACCGCGAUCGCGUCAAGUACUGGAAAAGAUGGGGUCCUUACGUCGCAGAGAGACAAUGGGCUACUGUCCGCGAGGAUUAUUCUGAAAAUGGCGAUGCUUGGAGCUACUUUCCCCACGACCAGGCCCGUUCGAGAGCGUAUCGAUGGGGUGAAGAUGGAAUCGCAGGCGUGUGCGACACACACAACCUACAGAAUAUCGCGUUUGCGUUUUGGAACGGGAAAGAUGGCUUCCUCAAAGAGCGACUCUUUGGUCUAUCGAAUCCGCAGGGAAAUCAUGGUGAGAGUGUGAAGGAAGCUCAUUUUCACGUUGACAACACGCCCACGCACUCGUACAUGAAAUUCCUCUACAAGUACCCUCAGAAGGAGUUCCCCUACCAAGAUCUGGUUGAUGAGAACGCCCGACGAGGAAAGCAGGACCGCGAAUAUCAGAUUAUCGAUACUGGCGUGUUUAAUGAGAACCGAUACUGGGAUAUUUUUAUUGAGACCGCCAAGGAGGAUGAUGACGAGGAUGAACUCUUGUUCCGCGUAAUUGCUUACAACAGAGGCCCCGAGCCGGCUCCUUUGCACAUUAUCCCGCAUGUGUGGUUUCGGAACACCUGGUCUUGGGGCUAUGAUAAGUCAGAGAAGCCCUCCAUCGAACAGAAUGGCCCACUCUCCAUCAAGACGAAACAUGAGAAGUUGGGCCAGCGGUACGUCCGCUUUGCUCCCUCGCCGGCCGUUGGCGAUAGCCAAGAAGACGUUGUACCUCAGAUGAUCUUUACCGAAAAUGACUCGAACAACGAGCUUCUGUGGGAGACCAAAAAUGAUCAGCCCUAUGUGAAAGAUGCUUUCCACCGUUACAUCGUGAACAAGGAGAAGGAUGCAGUCAACCCGGACCGUAAAGGCACAAAGUUCGCGGCUUGGUAUGCGUUCAACGAGGGUGAGGGAGUACCUCCUGGUGAAUGCGCAGUUGUCCGCUUCCGCCUGUCGCGCAAGGUUGAGCCUUUCGUGGAUGAGGAGGUGUUGGAUGAUAUUAUCGAACAGCGCAAGGCGGAAGCCGACGACUUCUACUACCACAUCAGUCCUCUUCCGAUGAGUGACGAUCUACGGAACAUCCAGCGACAGGCCUUUGCUGGCAUGAUGUGGACAAAGCAAUACUACCACUUCGUCUGGGAUCAAUGGGCGAACGGCGACCCUGGCCUCGUCGCGCCUCCUCCAGGGCGGAAACACGUUCGUAACCAACAAUGGAAGCAUCUACAUAUGGACGAUAUCCUGUCUAUGCCGGACUCAUGGGAGUAUCCGUUCUUCGCUGCUUGGGACACUGCCUUCCAUUGCAUUCCCUUGGCGAUGAUCGACCCAGAUUUCGCAAAGCGGCAGUUGGAUCUCCUCACACGCGAGUGGUACAUGCAUCCAAACGGCCAACUCGCUGCUUACGAAUGGAACUUCGGAGACGUUAACCCUCCGGUCCACGCAUGGGCCGUUUUCAGGGUCUUCAAGAUUGAGCGGAAAAUGUACGGUCGACAAGAUCUUGAUUUCCUCGAGAGAGCAAGAAUGUCUUUGAGGGUGGUUUCCUAG